UCAUGGCAGAGAAUGGCACUGUGACGACAGAUUUCAUUCUGAUGGGGUUCCAGCUGCGAGCAGAGCUGCAGAUGGGUCUCUUCUUUGUGUUUCUGAUCGUUUAUCUCAUCACCAUGGUGGGCAACCUGGGCAUGAUAGUGCUGAUUCAGUGUGACCUUCACCUCCAGACCCCCAUGUAUUUCUUCCUCAGCCACCUUUCCCUCCUGGACAUUUGUUACUCCUCUGUUAUUGUCCCUCAGUUGCUUGAGAGUUUGGGUACUGAUAAGAUGGUCAUCUCCUAUGAGCGCUGUGCCACCCAGUUUUUCUUUUUCACAUUCUGUGCUAGUACCGAGUGUUUCCUUUUGGCUGUGAUGGCCUAUGACCGCUAUGUGGCCGUGUGUAACCCUCUCCUGUAUGCCACUACCAUGACACCACAGACUCGCCUGGGCUUAGUGUCUGGGGCAUAUGUUGGUGCCAUGGUCAAUUCUGUGAUCCGCACUGGGUGUACCUUCUCGAUUUCCUUCUGUAAGUCCAAUCACUUGGACUUCUUCUUUUGUGACCUCCCACCUCUGCUGAAGCUUGCCUGUAGUGAGACCAGGCCACGGGAACGAGUAAUCUACCUCUUAGCUUUCUUGGUCAUUACAACCAGCAUUUCAGUGAUUCUAAUAUCCUACCUGUUCAUCAUCCAGGCAAUUCUGAAGAUUCAUUCGGCAGGUAGCAAAGCCAAGACUUUCUCCACCUGUGUUUCCCACAUGACUGCAGUGGCUCUUUUCUUUGGAACACUUAUAUUCAUAUACUUGAAAGGUAAUAUGGGCAAAUCACUCAUGGAGGACAAGAUUGUGUCAGUAUUUUACACUGUGGUCAUCCCUAUGCUGAACCCAAUGAUCUACAGCCUGAGAAACAAGGAAGUGAAAGAGGCUCUGAAGAAAGUUCUCAACAGGAUGAGGGUUUCCCAAGUAGAGUAAGACUGGAGUUCCAUCAAUUCAGAAGUUCCUGCAAAUCAUCCUUUGGGUUUUUGGCUUGUUCCCUUAACACAAGACCAGAUCUCAUAAUUACAAAAACAUAUUGAGGCAAAAAAAUUUAUAUUGGGGUUCCAGCAAUUUCUUUAUUAACCCUAUCACCAUGAGCCAGAAAUUCUCUUCCUCAGUUUUCACAUUAGUAAAAAUUUCUGUCUUGCUAAGAUUAAGAGAGAUGGAAGGCCAAAGGGCUUUAUCAAUGGUAACAUGCUGUAAGAUGUAAAUUUAUUUUUCUUACCUGUCCUGAAUAUUGUUGGGUGUUGUCUCACUUGAAUUUUUUUUCUACUAAGCUAAUUUUCGCACCUUGAAUAAUUACAAAACAAUAGCAUAUUAUUUACAUACUAAGGGCGGUCACAUUCUUUGGUUGUGAGUAGUGGGGUGGAAAUCAGCCUUGGCCAAAGAAAACUUCUCAACAUUCAAUCAUAUCUAGUUUAUGCAUUUGUCAUGGAAAAAUAGAGGGGAAAGGAGAUUUGAAAUGGGAAAUGUUCAACUAGUUAGCCUACUUCCUAAGGUAACGUAGAGGAUCAAGACACCGUACAAUGAAAGAUAUAAUGGUUUGCAUUAAUUAUUGGAAACAAUUUGAUCUUGACAUUGAGCUGAACUGAGUCCCAUAUAUAAUUUUUGAAAUAUUUCUUGACCACCAAAGAUCAGAAGCUCUGUUUUAUUUCUGAAGCAUUGUUCAUGGACCAUCAGCCUCAAUUAACUCAAGCUAUUCUCUAUUCUCCAGUAAUGAAAACCGCUCUCUACUUCCAUUUCCUGUAGGACAUUUGCUUUAUUCUCAGAAGACAGAUAACUACAAAUCUGACUGCUAUCUUUUAAUGGUCUCUACAUCUGCUAGAAGUAUUACUUGGGAAACAUCUCUAUGGAGAUUCCACAAUCUUAUUCAUCAACUCAACAAAUAUUUACUGACUAUCUACUAUGUAUUGCAUAUACAUACUAGGGUUCUGGAAUAUAGUAAUAAAUAAGAUAGACAUGAUUCCUCCUUCAUGGAGAUUAGAACCUGGGACAUAGACAGAUAUUAAACCAUUACACAGUUAAUUUUUUUAUACCAUUUUGGAAAGUGGAACAGAAGAAGAACAAGAUGUUACAUUGGGUUCUAACCUAGUUUGGUGUGGUCAGAAAAGGGUUCCUGAGGAGCUAACAUUUCAACUGAGGCUUAAAGAAUAAGCAUAUCAUUGUCAUGGACUGGGGAGACUACUCCAGAUAGAAAGAGCUGCAAAUGCAAGGGCCUGUGAAACAGGAUGCCUUGAGGAGCUGAGAGAAGCAGAGUGGCUGCAGCAGAACAAAUGAGGGGGCUUAGUGUGAGAUGCAGCUCGUGAAUUCAGAAGAAACUAGGUCACAGAGAGCCUUGCAGUCUCACUCAGGGAUGUGUGGGCUUUACUCCAAAAGCAAGGCAUGAAAUGAUCCUGUCUGAAUCCUAAAAACAGCACUUUGGCUGCAGCGUCAUAGGUAGAAGCAGGUGCAUGUGGUGGUGGAGAUGGAGGGAAACACACCCAUUUCAUCUAAGCAACAACAAAUGGUAUAUUUCAGGGCAUGGUGCUUGGUUUGCACACCAUACAGUGUGUUUCAUUCUAGAAUACAUGUUAGGCCAGAGGAAACUAGCAGGUGCAUGACCAUGAUAUUGGUCUAGGACUGAUUCUUGGCCAGAUGGUAAAAUUGGGGAAAUAUACUUUUGGAGGCAUCCCCUUUUUCAUUGGUACACUCUUUCUUUCCUUAAUUGUAACCUUCCUCAGGUAUACACCAUGUGUCCUUCAUCAAAACGGUCAUCAGCUACUCUCUGUUAAGAGGCCAACACAUUUUCAUUAACUUCUACUCUAUGUCAGGCUGUGUUAAUAGGCUGAAGAAAUCACCACUUGCAGGGCUUCUUGCAUGCUUAAAGGAAGGAAAACAUUUCAACUUAAACAACAAAUAGGUGGGUAAAAUGCUAGACAGCAAGUGUGCUAUUUUAGUAGUGGUGGGAGCUGCAUCUCACUCCUCCCACCUUCUACCUGGUAAGUGGCAACCAACUCUGCUUAUAAGUGAAUGACCUUUGAUAAAUGUACAGUAUUUGAUGUAUAUGUAAUUGCUUCAGGGAUGCACAAAGUGGAUAAAAAUAAAAUGAAAUUUUAGCAUGUUUUAGGGGACUACAUUCUGAUUAACAUGAGAAGGCACUAGAAUGGCAUUUAUGUUGAAUUUUGAAUUAUAUGUAUUAACAAACGAACGAAAACAUUCAUAAAUUACCAAAUGGGUCAGGCUCUGUGCCAAAAGUUUUUACUCAUCUCAUUGUCACGUCUCAUUCUUAAAAUAGACUCUACACACACUUUUCUAGAAAAUAGAAUCCUGUGAUGGUUGAUUUUAUGUGAAAAUUUGACUGGGUUAUAGGGUACCCAGAUAUUUGGCUAAACAUUAUUUCUGAGUAUGUCUAUGAAGACAUUUCCAGAAGAGAUUAGCAUUUGAAUUGGUGGACUCAGUAAAGCAGGUUGCCCUCCUCAACGUAGGUGGACAUCAUCCAAUCCGUCAAGGGCUUGAAUAGAACGAAAGGCGGAGGAAGGGAGAAUUUGUUCCUUCUUCUCUGCCUGACUGAAGGAGCCAGAACAUCUGUCUUCCUUUGCACUUGGACUGGGAUUUACACCAUGAGCAUCCCUGGUUCUUGAACCUUCAGUCUAAACUACACAACUGCUUCCCGGGUCUCCCAGAUUGUGGGACUUCUCAGCCACCAUGUCAGGAAUUGUGUGAGCCAAUUCCUUACAAUAAACCUCCUAUACCAUAAACAGAUCCAUCACCUCCAAAAGUUUCCCAUCACCCUCUUUAUUCUUUGUUAUUAUUAUUUUGUGAU
Equus caballus (horse) is the source of this 3810-nucleotide messenger RNA. The record is from RefSeq and is a predicted model, not a curated record. NCBI's taxonomy places the organism in Eukaryota, Metazoa, Chordata, Mammalia, Perissodactyla, Equidae.